Molecule: messenger RNA, 13227 nt
Organism: Maylandia zebra (zebra mbuna)
Lineage: Eukaryota; Metazoa; Chordata; Actinopteri; Cichliformes; Cichlidae
Source: RefSeq, a predicted model, not a curated record
AUGGAGAACUGUGCAAUGGAGGCUGCUGCACAUAUUUGCCAGGAUAAAUCUGGUGAAGGGGUGUUGAAUCUUUUGAAAAGACAUAAUAUCACAAAGUUUCUGAAGCUCAUGUCUGUUGUUGUGGUGGAGUCAUGGCCCAAAGUCAAUGGAGAGUACAUUCAAGGCGAAGACUCAAUAUUUGAGUAUCUUAUGAACUGGCCCAUGGCCAAAACUAUCUUCCAGUUGGCAGGUGCUAGAGAGGGAUUGGUUGAAUCAUUUUCAGAUGAAGCACAAACCAUGAUAGCUUUGGGGGCUUCAGCAUUCAAAUCUGUAUCAGAAAAGUUCCUCAAUGGAGACAUUCAGUUUAAAGCUCUACUUCACAUUUUCCAGAGAAAACGUGAAUUUCUUGAUUUGCUGAAGACAGAUGGUCUAUGUGAUGAUGGUCGCUGCAAAGAUGAGCAAAACAUGAAAACAUUACUAAGACUGAGGGAAGAAGAAGCAGCGGCAGUGAAUACUGAAAAGGAGCGGGUCAAAAGUCUUCUGCAAAUGUGCCAGGACGUUCCAGAGCAUGUGAAAGUUGAUUUCAAUGGAUUGGACAAAAAGCUUGAUCAGAACACAGAUACAAUGAAACUGAAUGAAUUUAUGAAGGUCCGCACUCUCGAUGGACUGAUCUCUCCUACAUCCGUAAAUGUCACUUAUUUCAAUCUGUGUGAUACAACCUGCCAAAUGGCUUCAGAACUGAAUGCCAUCAAAGACAGCAUGAUCUUCAGAACAUGCUGGAAAAACCAAGUGGAGGAGCUAUCAAGAGACCAAUCGGAUACAGAUAACACUGAUAGAAAUGAAGAAAUCUAUACCCUUGACCAGGUCUACAACAAAAUAUUUCAGAGCUGCUACAACAAUUACAAAAAGCUUUAUGAUAGUCUAAAGAGUGGAGAACUUCUAUUGGAAGAAAUUGACAACAUCUUUGAAGGCUAUAAAGGAAAGUGUGAAAACUUGAAAAAGGACUUAGAUAUCAUGUGCAGAGUAGACACAUCUGAUAACAGAACAUGGAUCAAAGAAAGGGUUAACCAAAUUCAGCAAUACCAGGAUGUUCAUCUAGCAGUUGAAUCUUCCAAAAUCAUUGAGGACAUCAAAAGCAUGCUAUGUCCAGAAGGGGACUUCAGUGUACUGGAGAGGUUGCUGCAAAUGAAUGACUCCAGCUUCAAGAAAAACAACCUGAACUGCAUUGAUGAUGCUUUCAUAAAUGCAAAAAAUAUUCUUAAAGGCAUUACAGACAGUCGCAAGGAAUGUCUUCAAAAAUUCCUCCAGAGUAAAGAUUUUAUCCAGUGGAUUAAAAAAGAACUUAAAGACAUCAAUGAGCUGAAAGUGUUUGUUGACCUGGCAUCAAUCUCUGCUGGAGAAAAUGAUAUGGAUGUCGAUCGAGUGGCCUGUCUUCAUGAUGCUGUUCUUGGUUACUCAUCCAUGCUGUAUGAUCUGAAGCAGGAUUCUGAUUUUGCGAAGUUCAAUGAAUCGUUAAAAAAAUUGUGGAAGGCACUUGAUAAUGACCAUAAUAUACCAAAAAAGCUGCGGGAUACUUCACGCCACCUGGACUGGUUAACAACUGUUAGAGAAAGCCAUGGAUCUGUUGAAUUUUCAUCUCUGUCUCUGGCUACAUCCAUCAAUGAAAGGGGAAUAUAUUUUAUCAAGGCACAAAACCAGAAAAAGAUUGCUUUGGAGAAUUCACUGACCAUGCAAAUUGAGGAUGGACAUGCAAACAUGACAUAUACCUAUGAGGACCUCAAAGAGCUGCAAAAUAAGCUUAUGCUGAUGUCUGGAAAAAAACAACAGAACCAGAGCGAAGUGGAGCGCUUCACUGAGAUGUUUGACAACAUCCAAAGAUUCGCCAAAGCAUUUGUAGACAUUUACACUGCAGGGAACCCAAUUUUUAGGUGUUGGGAAGCUAAGAUUUAUUGCAAAACUCAGAGUGACCCAUGUAUCAUUAUGGAAAUCAAGUUUUGCAAAACCCAGUAUUGCUUCAAAGUAACUGGAAGUUUACCUGAACAGCUUGUAGCUCUGUCCAAGAAGAUGGAAAUGUUUCUUGGAGCCUGGCAAAACUUCAUGGACACACAGAGAUUUAACCACUACUACUUGAACUAUUUCACAGCACAACAAAUAUUCUACUUGUGCAGCGUUUUGACUCCAACAAAUAUAAAUACAGAAAUAGAAGACAGAGCACUGAUGAUGCUUUCUUUUAUCAAACCAAACUGCACAACAUUAGAUGUCCAGAGUAUUUGGAGAAGGUUUUAUAACCAAUAUGGCAAAAGGGAUAAUGAACACAGGGAUUCAUCUUCACACAGUGUUAUUCAUUUUGCACAUGAAAGUGACGCAGCAGAUGAGGCAGACCAGACUCUUGUUUUGAAAGAAUUGGAGGAGUUGUGGAAUGGCUACAUGAAGAAUGAGGAAAUAUUUUUUCAUGACCUACUAGACAUUAGGAGUUUAGGACGUCUCUUACAAUUGAUGACAGAAAACCGAAAUCAGAAUGAGUGGGAAGCGGAACCAGAACUCUCAGAGAUGAGAGACUGUUCACUCAGAAGGGAGUUUCCAAAAGGCCUAAACUCAAAACAACCUAAUCUCAUAAUCUGCCCACAUGAUGAGGUCCUGACAUCAAGUAUCUGCUUGUACAUGACCAGUGACUUUGAGCCAUUGCCAACUUAUGAUGAAGUGCUCUUGUGUUCCCCUUCAACAUCUUAUGAACAAGUAGAGCUUUUUCUGAGAAGAUGUCUCACACCAGGUGACACUGGCAGAAAUAUUUACUCGAUGCUCUGGGCAGACCAACUUUCCUAUGAUGUUAGCUGUGCAAUGGAGAAAUGUUUUCAGAAAUUGUGCUCCCCUAAAAAUGAUUACAGACUAGUGAUCUUUUGCAGCUCUGACAGGGAGCAUACUUACAUUCCUACUGCAUUCAGUCAGUACAAAACAGACUUCGUGCCACAGGAGCCACUGGAAAAGAUCCAACAGUAUUUGUCCAGGCAUUACACAGUUACUUCAGAUUACAAGAAUGCUGUGUUCAAAGGUGGACAUUCUUUGGGUAUUGUUGCUUCCAGUCGGGCAGGAGUAGGCAAGUCACUGUAUGUCCAAAGACUGUAUGAAAAGCUAAAGAAAUGUGCCACACAAGGAAUGCCAUUUAAGAAGUGCAUCAGGCUAACUGAACAUGAAGUUGACGACCACAAGAUUCUCCAGUUUUUAUAUGACACACCAAAACAAAAAGAUAUUAAGGUGUUUCACUUUGAUGUCACAUCUUCAGUGCAAAAGGGCCUGAAUGAAUUCAUAUUCAAGCUUUUCUUUUUGCGGUACCUGAUGGAUUCAAAUGGACAGAUGUGGCAAUGCAGCCAGAACCACUUAUAUGUUAUUGAGUUACUGGAGUCCACAAAUGAUCAGAACAGAUGUGCCACCAGAUCAGGACGAAAGGAAAACUUUGCAUUCUCAGAUGUUUUCCCAAAGGUGUUUUGCCACCCACCAAAAAAGGUUAUGGCUUUGGAAAUGCAAAAAGAAGAAAAUCCAGACAUGGACUGUGGUGGCCCCCUGAUGGAUGAUGAAUGUUUCAGAAGUGAAGCUUAUCAAAGGCCAUACCAGUACCUCACACAUUUUCACAAUAAGGACAAUCUUGACAACUUCACGUUCCAGGGUACUGAAGGGACUCAUGCAAAGUGUCUUCAGAUACUCUUAAUCUAUUGUGGUAUAAUCGAUCCAUCAUGGGCAGAGCUGCGUAACUUUGUGUGGUUCCUUAAUCUUCAGUUGAAAGACUGUGAGAAUUCGGAUUUCUGCAAAUUUGAGUUGGUUGGAGACACUCUUUGUGGGUUCAAAAACUUUGUGGUUGAGUUCAUGAUCUUGAUGUCCAAAGACUUUGCAACACCAUCACUAUGCAUCACUGACCAGAGCCCAGGGAAGCAACAAGUUGACAUCAGUGGACUAAAAGAAAAAGAUUUAGCCCCAUUCCUCAUUAGAAAAAGGUGGGAAUCAGAGCCACAUCCAUACAUCUUUUUUAAUGAUGACCACAUGUCCAUGACAUUCAUUGGAUUUCACCUUAAGCCCAAUAACCAGAAAGGGUUUGAUGCGGUAAAUCCUUUGACAAAAGAAGUGAUUAAGAAAAACAUCAUGACUCGACGGCUGUACAAUGGCUUAAAACUUCAGAGAGUUCCUUUUAAUACAGACUUUGAUCAGUUUCCUAGAGCUGACAAGAUUGAGCAUCUGUGCAGUGUGCUUGGCGUCAAGUGGCCAACAGAUCCUGAUGAAACAUAUGAACUGACCACUGACAAUAUCCUCAAAAUGAUGGCAAUUCAUAUGAGAUUCAGGUGUGGCAUUCCUGUCAUCAUAAUGGGGGAGACAGGAUGCGGUAAAACAAGGCUGAUAAAAUUUAUGUGUGAACUAAGAAGAUGUGGAGCACCAGCAGAAAACAUGAAACUGGUCAAAGUUCAUGGAGGAACUACGUCAGAAAUGAUUUAUGAGAAAGUGAAGGAAGCUGAAACUCUUGCAAGGACCAAUAAAGAAAAUCAUGAUCUUGACUCAAUUCUUUUCUUUGAUGAGGCAAACACCACAGAAGCCGUUAAUAGCAUCAAGGAGAUCCUCUGUGACAACUCAGUGCAGGGAGAAGAACUUGGCUCUAAUACAGGGCUAUAUAUUAUUGCAGCCUGCAACCCUUACAGAAAACAUACAGACCAGAUGAUCAAGCGGCUGGAAGCAUCAGGACUGGGUUACCGGGUUCGGGCUGAGGAGACUGAAGACAGACUUGGCUCCAUCCCUCUCCGCCAGCUUGUGUAUCGUGUUCAUGUGUUACCACCGAGCAUGAUACCUCUUGUUUGGGAUUUUGGACAACUCAAUGACUCAACAGAGCAAAUCUACAUUGAACAAAUAGUCCAAAGACAGGCGAAGGCCAGCGCGAUUGACAAAAACUAUAUCCCAACAAUAAUUAAAGUUUUAUCAUCAUCACAAAAGUUCAUGAGAGAGAGGAGAGAUGAAUGUAGCUUUGUCAGUUUGAGAGAUGUUGAACGUUGCAUGCAAGGAUUUCUGUGGUUUUACAACAAUCACCCAAUGUUUGCUGAAGAUCUAAAAGCCUUGUUUCAGCAGCAAUCACACAGACAAAAAAAACUACCUGCCAGUGACAGAGUACUCUGGUCACUCUUGAUGGCUACUGGAAUGUGCUAUCAGUCCUGUUUGGAGAGCAAAAACAAAUAUCUGAAAACUAUCAGCCAAAUUUUUCCCGAUGAGUAUACACCACAGAGAAUACUGCAGGAAAUGGAACUCAUGCAGGAUCUCCUACUCAAUGGUGUACCCAUGGGUGAGACGAUUGCCAGAAAUGAGGCUUUGAAAGAGAACUUUUUCAUGAUGGUGGUCUGCAUUGAACUGAGAAUUCCCCUGUUUAUUGUUGGGAAACCAGGAAGCUCCAAAUCACUGUCUAAAACUCUAGUUGCAAAUGCAAUGCAAGGUCCCACAUCACAUUCUGACCUCUACAAGAAGCUGAAGCAAAUACAUCUGGUGUCUUUCCAGUGUAGCCCCCAUUCAACUCCAGAAGGAAUCAUUAACACAUUUAAGCAAUGUGCCCGCUUUCAAGAAAGCAAAAACCUAGACGAAUAUAUUUCAGUAGUUGUUCUUGAUGAGAUUGGAUUGGCUGAGGAUUCACCAAAAAUGCCACUGAAAGCACUGCACCCAUUACUGGAAGAGGGUUGUGUUGAUGAUGAGCCAAAACCUCAUAAAAGGGUUGGGUUCAUUGGAAUUUCCAACUGGGCACUGGAUCCUGCCAAGAUGAAUCGUGGAAUUUUUGUGUCCCGUGGAGAUUUAAAUGAGCAAGAGCUCAUCAAAAGUGCCAGAGGAAUCUGUUCCUCUGAUCAACAUGUUCUUGAAAAGAUUAAUCGUCUCUUUGAGCCAUUUGCAACAGCAUAUAUGACAGUAUGCGAUGAAAGCAACGGAUUUUUUGGUCUGCGGGAUUUCUACAGUCUGAUAAAAAUGUUAUUUUCAAUUACCAAAACAUCUAAUGAACCUCCUAAAGCAGAUCAAAUCACAGAAGCAGUCCUGCGAAACUUCAGCGGAAAAAAUAAUGAUGAUGUAAUUGACAUAUUCAGCACAGAAGUCGGAACUGACUUUUCUAAUACUAAUAUCACAACUAUUGAUAUGGUUGAGAAAAGCAUUUGUCCAGCUUCCCAAAUGGAGGAAAGCCGGUAUCUUUUGCUACUCACAAAAAACUAUGCAGCUCUUCAGAUUCUUCAACAGAUAUUCUGCUCUCAUCAAAUCUGCCCAGAGAUAAUCUUUGGGUCAAGUUUCCCGAAAGAUCAGGAGUACACACAAAUUUGCAGAAACAUAAAUCGUGUCAAGGUGUGCAUGGAGACAGGACAGACAGUUGUGCUUCUCAACCUUCAAAAUCUUUAUGAAAGCCUGUACGAUGCUCUAAAUCAGUACUAUGUGACGCUCGGAGGUCAAAAAUACAUUGAUCUUGGUUUAGGAACACAUCGUGUGAAAUGCAGAGUUCACGAAAACUUCAAGCUCAUCGUCAUUGAAGAAAAGGAAGUGGUUUAUGAGCAGUUUCCAAUACCACUCAUUAACAGGUUGGAGAAACACUACCUUGACAUCAAAACUGUCCUCACAGAGGAACAGAAGGUUGUUGCCAGAGAACUGGAGAAAUGGGUCAAUAAAUUUGUCUCCUUAAGUAGUUACUCCUCAGAAAAGAAGUAUGAUCCAAGUGAUGUGUUCAUUGGCUACCACUCAGACACUUGUUCCUCUGUGGUCAUGCAAGUAACAGAGUGUGAGAGUACUGAGACUGAUGCUCAGGUCACUCUGAACAAAGCCAAAGACAUUCUGCUCAACUGUGCCACUCCGGACUCAGUUGUUCGUUUGGACAAAUCCAAACUGCCUAAUGCAGAACGAGAGCAUUUAAUGCAAGAAUACGUUAAAGAGGCAAGGCACAGUUCACUGGGAGACUACAUUGUGUAUCACAUCCAGCAGCCCCAGCAGUCACACUUCUUAUUCACUGAGGUUACAACCUUUUCCAGGUUACUCACUGCAACAGACACUCAACAGCUGCAGAACCAGAUACAGCUGGAUGCUGUACAGCUGCUAUCACUCCAGCAGUUUGAUACUGAGUACUCUUUCCUCAAGAAAAUCAGGCACACACUGUGGAGGAAAAUCCAAGCAGUUGUCACUCCACUUCUAGCCUACCUGGUCUCAGUAAUUGACCGAGAUUGCAAUAUGGACCUUCUCUUGGAUGAUGAAGAAGAUAUCAGGAAUCUCUGGCUUGAAAUUUUUGGGAACAAAGAGAUGCUCAGUGUGCCGUAUGUUUUGGAUGUCUAUGCAGCCAAGGCAUGUGUUGAAAGCCUGGAACCUUCUAACUUAGAGAAUGAUAUCCGCUGCCAGCACUGGCUGAGGAAGGUGAAGAAGGUGCAGGCUUCUUUGGAGUUGAUUUGCUCUCAAAAUAAUCUUCAACAAUAUGGUGAGCACUGCCGGAAAGUACUCCAUGAUUUCAGAGCAUCUAUCAAGAAAAAUGCAGGAUUCAGGCAACGUUGCAACAGUUUCUUUAUUGAUCUGCUCUCUACUAUGUGCUUCAAGGACAAUACACCUCCAGAUGGAGGUGUCAUCGCACACCUUUUUUCCUACCUGAUGACGGAGACAGAACAUAAACAGGUUCACACCAAAGUUUUAUCACCAUUUGAAGAGUCCCCAGAUAAAAACCCAGUUGUGCGAUCAGUAAUCCUCAAACUGCUACUGAAGUUCAGCUUUGAUGAGGUUCAGAAAUAUUUGCAGCAACAUUUUUCAUCUGUUGAAGAAAGCAGAUUUGUGGAUGAUGGGGACAGAGCAGAGCUCUAUGCUUUAUACAUCAACUGCUUGGAGGACUCCAUCUGGGAGAAAAUGCCUCAGGAGGGCAACAAAGCUGCAGAGUUACAAUGGUUUGAUAAUGAAACACAGUUCCUGCGCUUGUUUUUGGAAGAAGACACUUCUGCUGCAGCAACAGUCUGUAUUCAACACCUGCAACAUAUUGCCCGAUUGCGUGUGACGCUCACCAUGGCUGCACAGCUCAUCAGUGACAGACUGUCAGGCAACCAUGUCCCAGACGGAGCAGAAGAUUUUCUAAACAUGGUGAAAAAGCUCUGUGAGGACAGUGGAAAUGACUGGUAUCGUGUUUACCUCAUCCGCAAGCUCAGCGAAUCACAGGGUGUGGAGUACGUCCAGACAAUGAUGAAAAAACCUGAGUUCUUCUGGAUUUUCCCUGAAGAGAUACAUCAGCAGGUGAUCCGGAUCUGCCUCCUCCACGCGGCCCAGCUUGAAACGACCCCUAAGUGCGUUCUGAUCUGCCACCCAGACAAGGUCCCCAACAGAAACAUUUCUCGCCGGGGCAUGCCAUUUUUGCCGAACAAACAGGUGCGGCCCGGCCAACUGACUCCAGCGUCUCCAAAACUUGUCCACUUCCACCUGGACUGCACCUGCCUCUGCUGCUCCAUUCCGGUGUGGGGAGUCCGCUGGACUAAACUCCCACAUCCAGUCAGACCCAACUACGGCUGCCUUUCUUUGGAUCUCGUCUUUGUCGAUACCCGCAAGGAAAUCAUAGAGCUCCUUCAGCGCAGGUUUAGCUCCCACGAAAUUGGUCCCCUGGUCAGACCAGAGUUUCUUGGGGUGACCCCUCAGGGCAGUAAACCGCUGCUGGUUGGGCAACAUGAUGGUUUCUGGUUCGGCAGGAACAGCACCUUGCCUCCCACUAAAGCCAGACCGCACCCAAGGCUUGAGGUAAAACCCACCAUGCUUGAGAAUGGUUUCAACCCCCUCAAGGAUCUCGCUCAGUCUCUCAAGGUCGUUGUGGGACACAAGGAUGUCAUCCACGGAAUGCCUCCACAAGAAGCGGUGAACAUGCACCUCUUGAUCCUCCAGCCAUACAGAGUUAUACAUUUUGGAGACAUCCCCUAUUGCCGCAUGCUCUCCCUCCCGGAAAUGGAGCAGCACUGCCCUAAUGGGAUUCAGGACAUCUGGGCCUUUCAUCAAGAUGCUGUUCAAACUAACACCUCUGUACACCUGGCUGCUGUCCCAAACGAGCCUCACCGGCGUGGUGUUGGAGUGUGGUGUCAAAAGAAUGAAGAUGGAGGCCUGAUGGACCAGUAUCUUGUGUAUGGAGAGGAGUACAAGUCCGUGCGAGAAGCAGUUGCCAAGGCAGUAGUGGACGGUGAUGUCGAGCAGAUAGAAGAAGUCUGUGAGCAAUGUAAUGGAUUUGAUGACCUCAUUAACGGCUCAAGAUACCUGCCCCAAAGAGAAGUAAGAAACUUUGCGUCAGCAUUGAUUUAUAACAGACUGGGAGCUCUUACCAUCCAACCUGGUAAUACCAUUGAGGAAAACACUGUUAUCGAGCUGAUCAUUCAUCUGGCAGCUGUGCUGCUCACAGGGAGUCACCCUCUGCUGAUGCCACUGAAAAACAUUGGCCUGUCUCCUGAAAAUAUGCAGUGCGGCCGGCCCAUAGAGAGAGGCCGAUGUCUGGAGUGUGGUGAAGAAGUUGGAGGAGAACAUUACGCAGUCGUGCCUGGAUUCACAAAAGUUCAGUUGCAUGAGGAUCAAACACGUCCCGGUCACAUUCUGGGAGACCCUGAACGGAGAAACAACCCAGAUGCUUUAGACACCAAACACAUGUCUCUGACUCCCUUUACUCUGGUCAGGUUGGUUACACAUUUGGCCAUGAUGCUGGGAGCCUCAGAGAAACCUGAGGUUGUCCAACAGAUAAUCCAGCCACCUGUGGAGGAUGUCAGUUUGUUUCUCAGGUUGCACAUAACAAAGGAUCUUGAGCAUCUGUCCCAGGCACUGGGAAAAGGAGCUGACGACAACGAUCUUGACCAACUCCUACAAGAGGCAAAGGGAACCAUCAGAAAUGACUCCCGUGUAUCUUCCAACUUCAUCAUAAGAACAAUCCACGGUGAGGACUUUAACUUCCUCACCCCACUGCAACAUUGCUCUGAGGUCGACAGCUCAGCAGUGUGGAGCUGCAGGGAGAGGCUGUUGUUGCUCAGCCUCACACACAUUAUGGAGACGAAUAAUCAAAAGGAGGAGCUCCCCCUGCUCUGGAGGUUCCUGCAGAAGGAGAGAGAAUUUCGGCUUAUCAAAUUCCUCCCAGAAAUCCUAAACCUGCAGAAACGUUUGGUGAGAAAGUACCAAAAUGCAACUGAAGAUAUUGUGGGCUCCAUCAGAGAAUUCAUUGAUCAGCAAACAGACAUGAGCCCAUGGUAUCAAAAACACAUUGAGACCUUCUUGAAAACAUGGAAUCAGCUAAGAGUUUCUGUCACCAGCAAUGAAAUAAAAAUUCCAGAAGAAUUUUGCAGCAGGGAUUUGGACCUGGACAGUGACCUCAGGUACCUCCUGCCCCGUCGGCAGGGUCCAGGCCUGUGUGCCACAGGGCUGGUCAGCUAUCUGGUGACUCUCCACAAUGAGUUGGUGAAUGCAGUGGACCGUCACACACGAGAGGACAGCAGUGACUACACAGUGAGUCUGAUGGAGCUAAUGGAGCAGCAUGUGAUCAGCUAUGAUGUGGAGAAGGAUCUGCUUCCUCUGGUUUUGUCCAACUGCCAGUACAGCUUGGAACGUGGCCACGAGACAAUAUCUGAGUAUGACCUGCCCAGGAUCCAACAGCAGAUCCUCACCCGCUUUCUGCAGGGAAAACCUCUCAUUACCCGCGCAGGAAUUCCCACGCUGGUCAAUAUGCAAGAGAGAGACUAUGAGACCAUUUUCAAAACUGUUCAUGGAAAAGUGCCACAGAGUGUUCUGACAUCUAUGGCACAGAAUACUGUGUCGAGACAGCUGGACUCUUACAGCGAGGUGUGUGAAGCACUGAAGAUUGUGGAGCUGCUUCUGGGUUAUCUCUCAAUGACUGGUGGUGAUCCCAAAAUGAAACUGGUCACUUACCUUCAGGAAAUACUAAAGAUGGACCAAAACAUUAAUCAGCACAUACUGAAGGCUUUUGGCAAAUGUCACCUCAGACACUGUGUUUGUCUGUGGCAAGUCCUGUCCUCUCUCAGAUCUGAAAAAAUGCUGCAACUGAAAAGGGAGCCCUUUUCGGGGUAUCCAGCCGAGUACCAGGUGCCACUGACUGAGGAAAACAAGACUGAGCUGAAAGGAUUCAUGUCCAGAGGAAACAUGGACCAGUGGCUGCUUGAGAUGCAUGAGUUCCUCUUGUUGCGCCUGGGCCGCCUACGGGCAACUGAGGACUACAAUCCAUCAUGGAGUCUGAAGGAGGCGGUCAGUGCCUACAUGGAUCGUAAAGAAGUAGAAGUCCCUACUUACGUGGAGGAAAACCUCUCUGAAAAGGUGAAGCUGUCUCAGAUAAUUGAGACCUGGAAAUACACCAUCACAGCCAAACAGGAGUUGAUGAAUGAGUGAUCAACUGAAUGAGUGCAUAGAGAGAUAUUAGUUAUCUAAAGAAGUAAACAAAGGUAUUUUUUCUGCAUUUAUUGAUGUAAUAAUCAUAGGACGUGUUGUGCUGUUAAUUUGUUUUUGGAAUUAUUUUACAAAUUCAAUUCAACAACCAAAAACUAUAUUUACAUUUUAAUAUUUUAUUUUUCAUUUUAUUUUACUUCUCUUGCGAAUGGUUUGAAUUUUAAAAAGAAGAGUAAUAUUAUCAUGCUGCAAGGAGUGAAUAAUAUUUCUCCAUUUAAUAAGAAAUUAAAGCAAUAGGUGAUUGAUACGCAUAGAAAAAAGCAAAAUCGUGUAAUCCAAUGUAAAUGUGCGUGGUUCGUUCAUAAAUAUGCAAGGGAAUGGUAUACUGAGCAUUUUCUACUUUUUCAUUCAUAUAAAAUUUUUCUUAUAUUUUUUAAUUCUCUAAGUUUUUAUUUGCAUUUGUGUAAAAGUUGAGAUUUGCUAAUUUUUUAUGUUUUUUUUUUUUUUCAUUUAAUAGCUUGAGUUAUCAGAUUUCUAUGACGUGUGUUGAACCGCCUCGAGGCGACUUUUGUUGUGAUUUGGCGCUAUAUAAAUAAAAUUGAAUUAAAUCGAAUUGAAUUGAACCAGAGAUCUUAGUUUAUCAUUUAACUUUAAGUCAUACUACUUUUUUGAACUCUUUUAUUUGUUUAUGGUCUUGUUGAUGUUUGUCUUGAUUCGUUUAUAAUAAAGAUUAGAAAUUACCUUUAACCUCUGUGAAUACAAUGAAACAGCAAAGCAGAAUAAACUCAAGCACAUCCUCAGUGAGCUGCUCAUGUAUUCACUGUGAGAGUAUAUACAGUAUGACUGCUUUGAUAUAUUUUAUAUAUCAUUUUUACAUGAUUAUGUUUUUGUUUUAAGGUGAAAUCUUUUAGGGUGAAGUAACAACAGGAUAGAUUGAUAAACUAGUACGAAAACUGCACAUUUUCCAUUUUUUCUUACAUGUUAAAAAAUUAUAAAUGUUCAUUUGCAUAAAAGUGACUUGAAUACGUUCAUUUAAACAAAACAUUUGAUUUGCAGUAAUGAGAUCAUUUCUAUUUAUCUGUGGCGGAAAGUUUUUUUUGUUUUGUUUUUUUUAUUUUUGUGUGUUAAGCAACUUCAUCAAACAUGAAGUAUGUAAGGAGAUAAACUGGAUGAGUUUAUCAUUUUUAUUUUUUGUCUUUAUAAACCAACAGGUUUUACUCUUCUAUGUUUGUAUUAUUUUUUUUAAUUUUUCAUUCCUUUACUGAGAAAAUUGAUGAUGAUUCAUUGUUUUUAUGGUUUGUUUUAGCAUUAUUCUUGCAUUUAUUUUACAGCUAAAGAACAAAUUAUGAUUUAAACAUAAACUAGUAAAGAAAUUAAAGAUUGAUAGUUUUAUUUUUACAUUUUACUAACAGUGUCAAAUACUUUUUGUUUGCAUCAAUAUAAAAAGUCAAUAUUUUACAUUUUAUCUGUUUUCUCUAAUACUUGGAUUUGAAAAUUUAAAAAUAACACUGAGGCUCAACAAAAACAAUGAUACACAGCAAGGCAGAUAAAACAAGUGCAUUAUUUCUUCGAUAUGAGCCACCUGCUCAUGUGUUGCAUUUUGUCAAUCUAAAAAAGUUACUAAGAGUUAUUUAGAAAAUUCAGAAAUGCAUUGUUGAAUUUGACAAUCAUAUAGUGUGAAACUUUGUUGAUUUACCCUUUAUGUCGAAGGAUUAUGUACACAUUUCUUCUUUUUUUUCUGCUUUCUUUUUUUUUAUCAAGUAUAUUUUUACUAUUGACCAGCACUCAGAGACAAAAUUGUAUUUUUUCUUACAUAUAUCAAGUAUCCUGUAUUGAUUAUUUGUUGUGUAUCUGCUAAAAGAUUAAAGUACAUUGGAAAAUGUU